This is a messenger RNA of Dendroctonus ponderosae (mountain pine beetle), 1880 nucleotides long. Its product is annotated as medium-chain acyl-CoA ligase ACSF2, mitochondrial. Bases 157 to 1860 code for a protein of 567 amino acids. NCBI's taxonomy places the organism in Eukaryota, Metazoa, Arthropoda, Insecta, Coleoptera, Curculionidae. Gene Ontology annotation, biological process: fatty acid metabolic process. Gene Ontology annotation, molecular function: medium-chain fatty acid-CoA ligase activity. The transcript is spliced from 10 exons. The record is from RefSeq and is a predicted model, not a curated record.
AUUAAAUAACCGAUAAUUUAAAUGACUGUUGAAUCCUUAAUGUAUUGGUGUGUUACUGGGUCUGACCUGCUUUAGUCGCUGCUGAUUAUUCGUUCGGUAUUCAGAUUAGAUUGUCCAAUGAGAUUCUUAUAAAUUUACAAACCGUCGACGCGCAACAUGGUUACAGUGUUAAAAUUUGGAAAAUUAACGGGGCAUUUCAGAUAUUUGAGCUACGUUCACAACCAUGGCAGUGAACCACUCCGAUCGCUCACACUCGGCCAACUUCUGGAACAAACAGCCAAGAAAUACGGCAGCCGAACAGCUUUGAUCUGCCGAUCAGAAAACCAGAAACUCACAUUCCAAGAGGUGCUAGAUCAGGCCGAUCGGCUGGCCGCCGGAUUUACAGCCUUGGGGUUGAAGCCAGGCGAUCGUCUGGGGGUUUGGGCUCCAAACGUAGCCGAAUGGUACUUAACUCACAUGGCGAGUGCUCGUGGAGGGUUUGUGCUGGUGAACAUUAAUCCCGCCUAUCAGCCACGGGAGUUGGAAUCGUGCGUCAACCUCGUGGGAGUGAAAGCGCUCGUUUGUAUGAGCCAGACGAAGAACCAUGACUAUUAUGGAAACUUGGUGAGUUUGUGCCCGGAGAUGUUGCAAAGCCGCCCGGGAAAACUCAGAUCCAAGGCAAUGCCUACAUUGGAAAACAUCGUCAUAGCAGGAGGCACUAAUCUAAGGGGAACUUUGAACUACCACGAUGUUCUAAACAUGGCUACGGAAGCCCAAGUAGACAAAGUACGAAAGUUGCAAGGUUCCAUUGACCCUGACCAGCUGUGCCACCUGCAGUUUACUUCAGGCACCACCGGCCAACCGAAGGCGCCAAUGCAAAGCCACUUCCAGAUAGUCAACAAUUCGUACUGCAUAGGAAAACGACACGAACUGGGGCGGAAACACCACAGCAUCUGCAUUAUGGUGCCAUUUUUCCAUGGGAUUGGCACUGUGAUCACCAUAUGCAGCGCUCUUAACUAUGGAAGCACCCUGGUGGUGCCUGCACCGCUGUAUAAUCCAGAAAAGACGCUGGAUGCCAUCAGGGAUGAAAAAUGCUCGGUUAUUAUUGGCACGCCUACUAUGUACGUGGACUUGGUCGACAGACAAAAGGCCAGGAACGAGGACAUUGAUCCAGAAAUUGCGAUCAGUGGAGGAGCCAUCUGCUCUCCGCAUCUCUUCAAGCAAAUGAAGGACGUGCUGAAGCUGAAGAAAGUGAAGUCAGUCUACGGCCUUACUGAAGUCACGGCAGUAGCUUUCCAGUCUCUUUACGACGAUGACGAGCGCCAGGCCACAUCCACUGUGGGCUACGUAGGUGAUCAUUUGGAAGUCAAAGUGAUCAAUGAGGAGGGUCGCAUUGUUCCGAGAGGGUCUCCUGGGGAAUUGUGCAUCAGAGGGUAUUCAACCACGUUGGGUUAUUGGAAGAACGAGGAGAAAACUCAGGAGCUGAUUGGCGCAGAUAAAUGGCUUCGAACAGGGGAUCAAUUUGUACUGGAUGAAAAGGGUUAUGGAAGUGUGGUGGGCAGAAUCAAAGAACUGAUUAUUCGAGGCGGCGAAAACAUUUUUCCUGGCGAGAUCGAAAGCCUACUGAACACCCAUCCUGAAAUUCUGGAAUGUCACGUGGUUGCGGUUCCGCACGAAAGAUUAGGCGAAGAAGUGUGCGCUUGUGUACGCACAAAGUCCGCAGUGGCAUUGACCCUUGAGGAGGUGCAGGCGUUUUGCCAAGGGAAAAUUGCCCAUUUCAAAGUGCCUUCCCGACUGGAAUUGCUGGAAUCGUUUCCCAAAACUGCAUCAGGCAAAAUCCAAAAGUUCAAAUUGGUUGAAACCAUAGUGGCGCAAGCCUGAUUAAAGAUGUAUUGAAGAGA